AUGGCGUGUUUAGAUUGUUGGUGCUAUUUCUGGCUGGCCGUUUAUUUGACGGGGGUGCAGUUUGUUUAUGCGGCGUCAGGAGACGUGACCAAAAAAUGCGAUGGUGACAAGACGAUGACGCUGUCAUUUGCCGGCUCUCAGAACGUUUUUCUUCAAAAAGUCUGGCGCACUACACUAACUGUGCCUUUUUCUUCAACGUACGGUUAUGCGUCUGAGAAGAGCUCCCAAUACGUCGUGACCAUUGCCGUUGGAUCUCGCUCAAAUCUGAAAACCUUCACAUGCCCUAAGCCAGGUCGUCGAGUUCUUAAGCUUCCGGCUGAUAGAUGUGCAGUUGUGGACAGAGAGAAGCUCCCUUGUGGAGGGUCUUCAUCCAUCACUCAAGCAGACUGUGAAGCCAGCAACUGUUGCUAUGAUUCAAGCAGCAGCAGCACCAGUCCAUGCUACUAUGCCAAUGAUGUGACUGUGCAGUGCACCCUGGAUGGCCAGUUUGUGGUGGUGGUGUCUGAGAAUGUGACCCUUCCUUCCCUGGAUCUUGGGUCCAUCCAGUUGGUGGACAGCAGUUCCCCCAGCUGCAGGCCUGUGACCAGCCUGUCCAGCUUUGUCAUGUACCAGUUUCCAGUCAGUGCCUGUGGCAGCACAGUUCAGCUUUCUGGUGGCAAUGUGACUUACCAGAACACCAUGUCUGCUGCCAUUACUGUGAGGAGUGGUCCAGAGGGCUCCAUCACCAGGGACAGUGUAUACAAGUUAUUCUUCCAGUGCACCUACUCGGGAAGCCAGGAGUACUGUUGGGUGGGGUCCAUGAUCAAACCAUUCUAUUCCUCCUAUGGCUCCUACUAUGUGGAUGCGGACUACCCAGUGACCAAAACUCUGAGGGAUCCUGUGGCUGUGGAAGUGCACAUCAUGAACAGGACUGACCCUAACCUUGUGCUGACUCUAGGGGACUGCUGGGUCACCCCAGGACCUUCUGCUUCCAGCCAGCCCCAGUGGAGCAUUCUGGUGAAUGGAUCUUCAUCUACUGUGUUGCUGCUGCCUGCUAUCCCUCUGCCACAGACCCCUGUACUCAGAGCUGCCCU
Molecule: messenger RNA, 1073 nt
Organism: Polypterus senegalus (gray bichir)
Lineage: Eukaryota; Metazoa; Chordata; Cladistia; Polypteriformes; Polypteridae
Product: zona pellucida sperm-binding protein 4-like
Exons: 10
Biological process (GO): prevention of polyspermy; binding of sperm to zona pellucida
Cellular component (GO): egg coat
Molecular function (GO): acrosin binding; structural constituent of egg coat
Source: RefSeq, a predicted model, not a curated record